GUGAAUUUAAAGAGAAAAGAAAAAAAACAUUAAGUUUGAAGAGUCUAUGUGGUGGUGGGUGAAGUGGAGCAUAAAAUGUUUAUGGUGUGUAGUUCUAGUAGCAGCACACAAGUGCUAAUAUUGAACUCAGCUUCACCUUUGACUUCUUUGUCACAUAGAAGAAUCUAUGUUCCAAAUUCAGUUACUAAGGUUGUUGGAGUUGGAAGAAGAGGUGGAAAAUGGAACAUGACAGUUAAUAACAAUGGUGAAAAUAAUUCAAUUACUACAACUACCACACACUUUGAUGAUAACAAGGUUGUAGAUUCAGCUUCAAAAGUUGUGAGAAAUUUCUAUGAGGGAAUCAAUGCACAUGAUGUUGAUUCUGUACAAUAUCUUAUCUCUGAAAAUUGUGUGUAUGAGGAUCUUGUCUUUCCACGUCCAUUUGUGGGUCGUAAGGAAAUUAUAGAGUUCUUCAAAAAGUUCACUGAGUCUACAAGCUUAGACCUACAGUUUGUUAUUGAUGAUUUGUCUACGGAGGACACAUCAUCUGUUGGGGUGAUUUGGCAUUUAGAAUGGAAAGGAAAGCCUUUUCCCUUUAGCAAAGGAUGCAGUUUUUAUCGUUUGGAGGUGAUUAAUGGCAAGAGACAAAUCACAUAUGGACGGGACUGUGUUGAACCUGCAAUCAAACCAGGGGAUGCAACUUUGGCAAUUAUAAAGAGUGUGACAUGGCUUCUUCAACGAUUUCCUCAGUUGGCAGACCGAUUGUAGUAAAAGCUCUACAUUAUUUCCGGAAGGGUGUGUUCCAUAUUUCUCCCAAAUAGUAUGGUGAUUUGAUUGUAGUUUGGAUUAUGUAACACAUAAGAUUCUCCAACGCAGAGAAAGUGAAAGUGUUGUACAUAUAUACAUAAAAAUAAAGUUAAAUUAUUAUAUAAAUACACAUAAAUUUACUGA
Messenger RNA from Medicago truncatula (barrel medic), 930 nucleotides. RefSeq lists its product as uncharacterized. The record is from RefSeq and is a predicted model, not a curated record. Lineage: Eukaryota; Viridiplantae; Streptophyta; Magnoliopsida; Fabales; Fabaceae. Bases 76 to 747 code for a protein of 223 amino acids. The transcript has 5 exons.